Molecule: messenger RNA, 2086 nt
Organism: Triticum aestivum (bread wheat)
Lineage: Eukaryota; Viridiplantae; Streptophyta; Magnoliopsida; Poales; Poaceae
Exons: 2
Coding region: 799-2085 (428 amino acids)
Source: RefSeq, a predicted model, not a curated record
UGAUCUCUAUAUAAAAUGAUAAUAGGUUCAACGCUAGAAUUGGUCUAAAGUCAUUUGACACUUCCAGGGAGCACUAAAAGGAUUUGUACCAGGCAUUUCACAUCAAAGUGUGACAUCUUCACUGGGUGCCUGUUUAUUGGUGGCUAUGAUUCACUCAUUGGAGUAGAUUCCCCAAAAAAUGGGGAGGCCGGAGGCACAUUGGAAACCCAUCCAGAGUUGGCCUGCAGAGUUGGGAGUAUAUAGUCAAUGUUAUCAGGACUUUGCAGAUUCAACUUCUCAAGCAAAAUCAUAGUAAAAUUGAAUCGUUUUACACAUUAUGAACAUUCAGAAGCAGCGAACAAACCUAUUAGGCAUCUAUUGACUGUUGCUAAAUUGUGUCUGACAGCAUCUCCAGUAGCUUGUGUAUAUUUGGAUGUCUAUAUAUCCAUAUAGACAAUGGUCUAAAAAGAUUCCCUCAUAUAGACAUCCAGUUUUGCAACAGAACGUCUAUAUACAGAACAUCUAUAUUCUCUCUCUAAUAUUUUAGUAUUAUUUUGUAACUACCAAUUCAACUACCAUUUUAACAGUAAUUCAACAAUUUACUUAUUACAAUGUUAACGGCUACUUUUCAAACGGCUAUAUUUUCAACAGACACUUUUCAAACGGCUCUAUUUCCAACGGCUCCAUUCCAACAGCUCUAUUCCAACGGCUAUAUUCCAGGCCUAUAUAUACCACCCCUUCUCACCUCUCUCAAAUCAUUCCAUCUUGUGCUUGUCUCAUCUCUCUUCCGAGUCCGCUUGUCUCCUCUCCUACAACACAAUGAGUGAAACAGUGUUUGUUUUGGAUAUGCUCAUGAAUUCGUCGUCGUCGUCUUCAUCGGACAAGCACGAACUAAUUCUUGCAGCAUUUGCGGAGUGCGAUGAGGAAGAGGAGGCAAAUGCUCGACGUCAUGGCGGUUCCACGCUGGGACAGCAGUAUUUGUAUCGCGGAAGAGAUGCUGGAUUUGUUCUACUGUGGGACGACUACUUCAAAGAAAAUCCCACCUUUCCCGAAAGUUAUUUUUGUCGAAGGUAUAGAAUGUCUCGUAAUUUAUUUAAUCGCAUAGCUGAAGCAGCACUUGAGCAUAAUAGUUAUUUUAAGCAAAAAAGAAAUUCUGCUGGAGCUCUUGGAUUGCAUCCUCUGCAAAAGAUGACAGCUGCAAUGCGACUGCUAACGUAUGGAUAUGCCGCCGAUGCCGCGGAUGAGUAUUGUCGGUCUGGAGAAUCUACUAAUCUAGCAUCUUGCAAAAAGUUUGUGAUAGCUAUUUGUGAAGUCUUUGGGGACCAGUAUCUGAGAUCUCCAAAUGGAGAAGAUACUGCUAGAUUACUUGACAUAGGGGAGCAAAGAGGUUUUCCUGGUAUGUUAGGGUGUAUAGAUUGCAUGCAUUGGACUUGGAAAAAUUGUCCUAAAAAAUGGCAUGGCAUGUUUAAAGGUCAUGUGAAUAAGCCCACAAUGAUUCUGGAGGCAGUUGCAUCGAAGGAUCUUUGGAUUUGGCAUGCAUUCUUUGGUUUACCAGGGUCUCUCAAUGACAUAAAUGUUCUUCAACGUUCACCUCUGUUUGCAAAGCUAUCCGAAGGUCAAGCUCCAGAAGUGAAUUAUACCAUCAAUGGUCAUCCGUACACAAUGGGGUAUUACCUUGCAGAUGGUAUAUACCCACCAUGGGCAACAUUUGUGAAGACCAUACCAUCUCCAGAAGGCAGAAAAAAGAAACAUUUCGCCAAAAGACAAGAGGGAGCCAGAAAGGAUGUGGAGAGAGCCUUUGGAGUUCUGCAAUCCCGCUUUGCUAUUGUUCGGGGACCUGCCAAAGGUUGGAAACGCAAAGAAAUUGGUGAUCUAAUGAAAGCUUGCAUCAUAAUGCACAAUAUGAUAGUUGACGACGAGCGAGACAGCGGUCCACGAGACUACAACUACGACUCUAUGGGAGUAAAGGUGGUCCCAUCUCGUUCUCAUGCGGAACAAUUGAGUGUGUUUAUUCAAAUGAAUCAACGGAUCACAAACAGAGCAUUUCACUCUCUGCUUCAAGAUGAUCUAGUUGAGCACAUCUGGCAGAAGUUUGGAGAUGAAUGAU